UCAUGUAAUUUGAUUGAACCCUAAAAAAACCCUAAUUGAUCGUUUUGUUUUUUUUCCGAUAAUCGGACAGCGAUGGAGGGAUUAGAGAAGUUUUACAACAAGAUGGUGAAAGAUGCGAAAUCGGCAGCUUCUUCUUCUUCGUCUUCUCUUUCCGAUUUUGCGGAAACUCUGAUGCAGGACAAACGAGGCUCCGGCCCCGGCAGCAACUUGACUACUACAUACGACUCAGGAUCCGGCACCUUGGUCACCAGACCUCCGAGCGGAGUUUCAGUCUGGACGUGUUCAAAGCUGUGCGCUGUGUUCUUUGUCGCUGGGGUGUUUGUUGGUUAUACCCUUAAGAGAAGGGUUCGAAAGUGGGCUUCCAAGUUGCUCAGAAAGAUAAAGGAUGAUUAAACUCAAAACUCUGUUUUGCCUUCUACUGCAGUAUUGGUACAGUUAACACAAAGGCAUUGUUACUUAUUCUCCUUCUUGAGUGUGUUUCAGUUCCAGUUUACUGUGCUCGAGUCGAGGCACCUUUUUAAUGAAACUUCUUUUUGUUUAAUUUUUCUGCCUCUGUGACUAUAUUAGCUUUGUGCCUUGUGGUAAUGGAAAUAGAGAUGGGUUCAUCUUUAUAAAGACGCGUAUGUUAUUUUGUA
Molecule: messenger RNA, 635 nt
Organism: Camelina sativa (false flax)
Lineage: Eukaryota; Viridiplantae; Streptophyta; Magnoliopsida; Brassicales; Brassicaceae
Source: RefSeq, a predicted model, not a curated record